GCUUGAAAAAGUUUUGCAGGGUGUUGUUGGUUGUUGGCUGUUGGCUGGUGACUGAUGGCUGUUCGGUGGACCGGAGAACACAGGAGAAACCCCGAGAGUGCAUGCAACGUUGCAGGGAGCCUCAAAACUGAGACUGCGGUCCCAGAAUGUUACUACUGUAGCCAGAGGCACGUCCGCACAGAGCCGCACAGUUGAAGGAGGUAGCAGUUGUAGUGGAUUGUUGUUGGCCUGCCAUCGCUUUAUUUGCUAAACCAUGAAGACUUUCUCACCAGUGAAAGUGGAGGGCAAGGUGGGAUCCCUGACACUCCAUCAACAGGCGGUUGUAUUCAAAUCGAAAGCCUUGCAGAUGGAGACAUCGUAUCCCUGGACGUCCAUCAAGAAACACAUGAUCAAAUCAGUUGGUGAGGAAAAGCACAUGCUGAAGAUAUUGCUGUUGGAUGAGAGCUCUGUGGUUAUGCAUGUCCGCACCAGAGAGCGACUGGAAGAGAUCAAGGCUGAAAUUGCCAAUGUCAGAAAAAGAACGAGCCUGAAUGGGACAAGUCCUGGUCAAGUAGCUGCUGAUGCUUCUACUACAGCGCCCCAAAAUGAGCCGGCAUCAUCAGCACAAGAACGUGGCAGCACCCCUACCAAAAAAAGCUUUGAGCAACAACAUCCUCUGCAGCCAACCAUUCAAAAAAACAAGUCCAAACCGCUGUACCCACCACCGCAACUAGCAAGCCGCCCCGAUUUUGAGACUCCAGAAAUUAGACAAUUGCAGCAAUUUGCCCCUACCAGUACAUCACUCAAAACACCACCUCAAGACAAGAAACGAGAACAAACGAAUGCAAAGGCUGUAAAAUCGAUUCCUGGCGCACACAGAGUGUCCCAUUCUGCCAUGAAUCAAGAUCAGACCAGCAAUCAUUCCAAGGGACCCACAGCUGGCAGCAGUUCCACCCUGAUUUUGGACUCUGAGGGCGAAGCGAGCGACGAAUUCAGUAGUGCUAUUCCUACUAGUAGGGAGAGACAGCAGCAAGGCACAAGUCCUCCCAACAGAGCACGGAGGAACUUGGCCGAUACAAACAACCUCCCCGUGAACUCUGCUAGGAGGACACAAAGUAUGGGUCAUGGUCACUCAGUGCCCGCAACUUCGAGGCUAAGAGCUUCGACCGGACGGCUGAUGAGCGACUACAGCGCACCCAGCAACAAUGGGAGGAGAACGUCGCGUUCGCCGAACCGCGGAAGAGCCAAGCGAGUCACAUCGGUCGGAGAUUCUCCACCGAGACUGGGUCGCCACUCGUCGUCAGCGAUGGAGCGUGCAAAAGGUCCCAUGCAACGGCAACGAUCAAGUCCCACCCGAACCAGGCGCGGUGUUCGAACAGUUUCCUCCGGAUCAGCCAUGAAGGACCAAUCAGACCGGUCGUCCGGUCAAUCAUCAUCGAUUCGCAGGAACGCCAGCUGCACAAACUUUGAUGAUGAUUCGAUGGAAAACGACGAUUCAGACUUUAUGAACUCGGUUUUGCAAGAACGACAAGACGCUGUGCUACAUCCAACAGCCCGAAGGACCCAAUCCGUUGCCGUUGCACCAUCAUCAACGGCUCGAUUGAAUAGAGCUGAAACGGCUCCGGUGCCACAAUCGGCAAAGCCGCAACCUCAACGUGAUGGGGCCCAACGAUCGACAUCAAGGCAGCCUUCAUCAUCAUCAUCAUCGACAACGACUCCAUCUCGCGCCAGAAACAAUGGCAGCAAUGAGGCUGGUGUCACUACUACUACAGAAUCAACCGUUGCACCACAACAAGAGGGCAUGACAUUGACAGAGGUGUUGGCUUCAUCAGAAACGUUUGCAUUCGUGAAUCAGCCAGAUCCAAUUCCCUUUCAGGCUGAUCCCUUUUAUUCUGGCAUUCCUGGCGCUGUGUGUGUUGGCGGAGAUUCUGCUGGUGCUGAUGACGAAGCAAUCGAAGACAGCGUUCAUGAGGGAGAUUCGCAGGCAGUGGGCAGGCCUCUGUCGGAAGUGGAAAGAACUGAAACAGGUGACGUUCUAAUCGAAGCUCACUUGGUGGAAGAAAGGAGCGUCGACUCCAGUGUUCACAACGACAAUAAUGCCGUGGAUGUGGAAGCGAGCCUUAUGUUCAACGAUGUUGUGGAAGCGAGUCCCAUGAAAGAACCGAAAGAGAUCGGGUGCAGAGAUGUUUGGAAGAGUCGAAAAGUUCUUCAAUGCAUUAUACCUGUACUGCUGUUGUUUCUGUUGGUUGCCGUUAUUGCCAGCGUGAUCCUGGCUGUGACACUACCAUCGGACGGUGACACAAACCAAAACAACAAGACUGAUGGACAGGAUCCAGUGGUUCAAGACACCCCGCCCCCAACAACUUUCGUGCCUACUUCCACGACCCCGGUGCCUGCUUCCGCACCAACAAUGCCAGUCGAGGUCGAACCCUUCCUCGUCAAUGCAUAUGAUGGCAAACUUCCCGAGUACACCUUGGUGGCCUUGGAAGAUCGGCAAUCACCACAAUCAAGGGCGCAGCAGUACCUUGCGAGUAACCGCAGAAUAGAGUCGACAUCAGCCAGUGGGAUCCGAAAGGAAUUUGGUCUUGCGUCAUUUUUCUACGCAACCAAUGGUGACACUUCGUGGACCAACAAUGACUUCUGGCUAAAACGAACUGUCAAUCCCUGCAACUGGUAUCAGGCUGCGACUCCUUGUCCUGGUGGCAAAGGUGCAAUCGGCACUUUGAGUCUUCCAAGCAACAACCUAGAAGGCACAGUGCCACCAGAGUUAUUCUACUCCAUGUCAUCUCUCAGGGAAGUUGAUUUGUCAGACAAUGCAGCCAUCACGGGUCCCCUGCCAAGUGAUAUUGGUGCCCUGACCAUUCUGGAAUAUCUAAACAUUUCCCAAAGCUCCAUAUCUGGUGCAAUUCCAACAGAGACAGGAAUGUUGACCAAGUUGCGCAGCCUUGAUUUGAGUUCCACGUUGUUGACUGGAACUCUUCCCACCGAGUUGGGAUUGCUCACUAGCCUCACACUUUUGUCUGUUGGCAACAAUGGCGGCUUAAUUGGCAGAAUCCCACGACAACUUGAAAACUUGCAAAACCUUCUAUAUGUUGACUUGUCAUCUACAGGCCUUUCUGGCCCCCAAAACCCUUUUUGCAAUAUGCUCCAGCAAGGAUUGCAGCUGAAAUACGACAACAGCGGGAUUGCUGCUUGUCCGGGCUAAUGUGGUAACAGGCAACGAAUCUUUGAUACUCUUGACCAGCGACUUGGAGUAGGCACUGGGGGCAAGGAAUUGCGGCUUUGCCAUGCUGUUCACAAGGGGGUCUUUGACAAGUUUACCACUGACAAGGUAAAGCCAACCACAGGUGUGUCAUUUCCACUUGAAACUGGCAGAAGGGCUUGUUGCGUAGCAUCUGAAUACUGCGAAAGUUAGUUGAAGAAGGAAGGGUCAAGGCCACACCUCUAGGUACCAAGUUGUGUCGGUCGAGUGGGCAACUUAAAAAGUUUGUCAUAUCAACGUUUCGAAAUGGAAACCGCAUCCCCGAAGAUUGUCUCCCUUUCACGGUUGCAAAAUAUUGAUAACACAAGGCUAGUAGUGCGACAAUACCAUUGUGCAUUGACUAGUCUAAGGAUCUAAGAGAUGUAAAGUUUGUAUUUCCAAAUAAGUGAGCAGUUAUUGAUUA
This is a messenger RNA of Seminavis robusta, 3644 nucleotides long. Lineage: Eukaryota; Bacillariophyta; Bacillariophyceae; Naviculales; Naviculaceae. The record is from the annotation of a GenBank genome assembly.